UAGUUCCUCUCAAUCUCACACAAUAACAACAUCAAAACCCACAAAACAAACAGUUGCUAGUGUUUCCAACUCCACUCCAUAAUUAAAAUCCCUCCUUUUUUUCCCCUGCUCUUAUAAUUGUUUGUGCUUCUUCAUUAUCCUUCCCUCUAUAUAACUAAAGAGUAAAAAAAAAAAUGAUGGCAUGCCAAGAGUGGCCAGAACCAAUAAUAAGAGUCCAAUCCUUAGCUGAAAGUGGCAUAAAUGCAAUCCCUGAACGUUUCAUCAAACCUCAAUCCCAAAGGCCCAAAACACAAUCCAAUGUUGUCCCAACAAAACAAGGUUUUAAUGAUGUUGAUGUUGAGAACAUCAAUAUCCCGGUUAUUGAUUUUCAAGACCUGUAUGGUGAAGACAAGAAUCUAAAGGAACAAACACUUAAAAGGGUCUCUGAGGCUUGUAGGGAAUGGGGUUUUUUCCAAGUGCUUAACCAUGGUGUUAACCAUGAUUUGAUGAAGAGUGCUAGAGAGGUUUGGCGUGAGUUCUUUCACCAACCAAUUGAGGCUAAAGAAAAAUAUGCUAACUCACCACUUACCUAUGAAGGCUAUGGGAGUAGGUUGGGAAUUAAAAAAGGUGCCAUUUUGGAUUGGAGUGACUACUUCUUUCUCCAUUACAUGCCUUCUUCUCUUAGGGACCAAGAAAAGUGGCCUUCUUUGCCAAACUCUUUAAGGGAUGUGAUUGAUGAAUAUGGUGAUGAAGUGGUUAAGCUAGGGGGAAGGGUUCUUGAAUUGUUAUCAAUAAACCUUGGUUUGAAGAAGGAUUUCUUGAUGAAUUCAUUUGGUGGAGAGAGUGAGAUAGGUGCAUGCUUAAGGGUUAAUUUCUACCCAAAAUGCCCUCAACCAGACCUAACUCUUGGGCUCUCAUCACACUCAGACCCUGGGGGUAUGACCAUACUUUUACCAGAUGAAAAUGUUUCUGGACUUCAAGUCCGCAGAGGAGAACAUUGGAUCACUGUCAAGCCUGUCCCAAAUGCAUUCAUCAUCAACAUUGGUGACCAAAUUCAGGUGCUAAGCAAUGCAAUCUACAAGAGUAUAGAACAUAGAGUAAUUGUGAACUCAAACAAGGAUAGAGUUUCAUUGGCCUUCUUUUACAAUCCAAGAAGUGAUUUACUAAUUCAACCUGCUAAGGAGCUUGUGAGUGAGGAUAGGCCACCACUCUAUCCACCAAUGACAUUUGAUGAAUAUAGACUUUACAUUAGGACCAAAGGACCAUGUGGAAAAUCUCAAGUUGAAUCUUUGACUUCCCAAAAGUGAUUUUCCAAUUAUGCCCUAAUUUAUUACCAUCUUGCUUGUGGAAUUAGAAUAUGUGUACAAUUAUUGGGUUAUUAAUUCAAGAUAGCUCUUCUGUUUUU
Arachis stenosperma is the source of this 1384-nucleotide messenger RNA. RefSeq names its product jasmonate-induced oxygenase 2-like. The transcript has 3 exons. Lineage: Eukaryota; Viridiplantae; Streptophyta; Magnoliopsida; Fabales; Fabaceae. The coding region runs from base 174 to 1286 and encodes 370 amino acids. The record is from RefSeq and is a predicted model, not a curated record.